AUGGACUCUUCUUCGAAGAAGUCCAAACAAAGGAGUGAGAGACCUUCAUCUCCUGAAGACCUCAACCCUCCCACCAUCAUGAAGGAGCGCAGGCGAAAGGGUGAGAGCUUUUUGUCUUGUGCAGAAAACAAGCCCUCUACCACCAGGCAGCACGUACGAAGGUUUGAGAGCCCUUCCUCUUCAUCUUCUGAAGACAAGCAGCCUUCUACUCCAAGGCGGAAGCAAGCAUGGAUAGGUGAGAGCCCUUCGUCUUCCUCUUCUGAAGAUGAUGAGCCCUCUACCACCAGGCAACGAGUACGAAGGUUUGAGAGCCCUUUCUCUUCAUCCUCUGAAGACAAGCAGCCUUCUACUCCAAGGCGGAAGCAAGCAUGGAUAGGUGAGAGCCCUUCGUCUUCCUCUUCUGAAGAUGAGCCCUCUACCCCCAGGCAGCGAGUACGAAGGUUUGAGAGCCCUUCGUCAUCAUCUUCUGAAGACGACCAGCGUUCUACCACCAGGCAGCAAGAACGAAAGGAUGUGAGCUCUUUGUUCUUCGUAGGCACCAACAUGAAGGAGCGCAGGCAAAAGGAAAACACGCCCUCUACCACCAGGCAGCAAGAACAAAGGGCUGAGAGCCCGUCCUCUUCCUUUUCUGAAGAUGACCAGCGUUCAACCACCAGGAGGCAGCAACAACAAAGUCCUUUGUCCUUUGUAGACAUCAACCUUUCUACCACCUUUAGGCAGAAUGGAGGAAUUGGUGAGAGCCAUUUGCCCUGCAUUGACUCAUUGAUUGAGAGAGAGUUCUUUGAAAGAGAAAAGCAGCGUUUGGAAGAGGGUUUAAAAAGAGAAAGAGAGAGGUGUAAAAAUAUGAAGAGAAAGAACCAGGAGAAGGAGAGGAAAACAUUUAGUCUGCGUUCAAGAUUGUACACUUGGUGGCACAUUGGCAAGGUAGACUACACUACCACGGACAUCCAAGUGAUCUCUCGGUAUCUGAGCUACCUCCUGCGUUGUGGUAAGAAAGUAAACUUACAUUUUGUCACAUAAAAUGUCAUACAGGUACAUGUGUAGCCUCCUUUUAGAUCACAGUAGAUCAGUGGUGGAAUAAGUAUUCAAUUUCUUCACUAGUAAAAGUUCCAACAGCACUAUGUAAAAAAAAAAAAAAAAAGAACUCCAUUACAAGUAAAAGUCCUUCAUUUAAAGUCCUAAAAAGUGAAAUUAGUAUUCACUAAAUUCAUUGAAAGUAAGUAAAAGUAGUCGGAAAACCAGCCCAUGUGACUAAUAUAGGCUAAUUACAUUACAUUGAACCGUUACAAUGAAACACACAAGGUGUGUUAAUUAGAGGUGUUAGCUAAGAUAGCUCUUAUCUCACUUAUGGCGCCAGGCCAACAUAUAUUUUUAACAACUUGCAACAAAACAAAUAUGUUGACUAUUUCCUUUUGGGAGGGGUGCGAGUGUACAACUGGACUCCAGACUUAAC
This is a messenger RNA of Sander lucioperca (pikeperch), 1453 nucleotides long. RefSeq names its product proteoglycan 4-like. Lineage: Eukaryota; Metazoa; Chordata; Actinopteri; Perciformes; Percidae. Bases 1 to 1020 code for a protein of 339 amino acids. The transcript is spliced from 2 exons. The record is from RefSeq and is a predicted model, not a curated record.